AUUAUAAUUGAGUUGCAAUCAAGUAUAAGCAUAAUAUUAAAAAUAUUAGAUUUAAAAAAAUGCCACAACAAUCAGUAUUAUGGAAUGAUCAAUGCAAACAAUUGGCACUGUUAGCAUGGUCAAUUGCAUGGACAGUAUUGAUUACCAUAAUAUAUGUAAUUGGGUCAAUCGCAUUUACUUUAGAUAGAUUUCCAUUAUUCAUAGCUGGCUUGAUUGCUGGCCUACUCAUACAGAUUGAAUUGGUGGGUGUGUUUGCCGGCUGGAAACGACACUAUUAUCUGGCACUGACCUACACCUGUAUCAAAACACUACUGGCAUUUCUGGCCCUAAUUGCUACUAUACUUACCGCUAAUAUACCCGGACCGGCAACGGCUAUAUUUCAACAGUGUUUUGUUGGAGCUAUUGUUGGCUAUAUUUAUAGUUGUGAACUGUCGUCACCAUCACCGGCACCGUUACCACAAAACACUUUACCACUAAUGGGAUACGCCAUAUGUAUUGAUGGCCUGACUGUUGGCUUACUUAUACUAAUUGAAUUGUUGGGUGUGUUUGCCGGUUGGAAACGACACUAUAGACUGACACUGAUCUAUACCGGUAUCAAAGCUAUACUGGCAAUGAUGGCCAUAAUUGCCACAAUAAUUACAGCGGCCAUUAACUUUCCCGGACCGUCAACGGCUGCAUUUCAACAGUGUUUUGUCGGUGCUAUUGUUGGCUAUAUUUACAGCUGUGAACUGGCACCAUCAGCACCGGGAUCAAAUCACAACAGUGAUCAUCAUGAUGAUGAUGAUGGUAGUCAACUUGAUAAUAACUGUGCGGUAUAA
This is a messenger RNA of Oppia nitens, 818 nucleotides long. RefSeq lists its product as uncharacterized. The record is from RefSeq and is a predicted model, not a curated record. The transcript has 4 exons. NCBI's taxonomy places the organism in Eukaryota, Metazoa, Arthropoda, Arachnida, Sarcoptiformes, Oppiidae. Bases 60 to 818 code for a protein of 252 amino acids.